CAUAACCGAAUAAUCCUAACAACGCUCCACACAAACCAUUCAUCCCCUCCCACUCUUUCCCCUCGAUCAGAAACAAAGAAACAAAAAAGUGUUUUUUUUUUGGGUUUGUUGAUCGAUAAUUCGAUAUCGAUCUCCCAGGAAAAUGGCGGGGAAUGAGUGGAUAAAUGGGUACUUGGAGGCGAUUCUUGACAGCGGCGCGUCGGCGAUUGAGGUGGAGAGCAAGGCGCCUGUGGUUAAUGUUGGGGAACAAGGGCAUUUUAAUCCCACUAAGUACUUUGUGGAGGAGGUGGUUUCUGGGGUGGAUGAGACGGACCUUCAUCGCACAUGGAUCAAGGUGGUGGCUACCCGCAACACCAUGGAGCGCAGCUCUCGCCUCGAGAAUAUGUGCUGGCGAAUCUGGCACCUCACCCGCAAGAAGAAACAGUUGGAAUUGGAAGGUUUACAAAGGUUAGCGAAUAGGAGAUGGGAACGGGAGCAAGGGCGCAAAGAUGUGACAGAGGACAUGUCUGAAGACUUGUCCGAAGGAGAGAAGGGUGAUGUGUUGGGGGAGACGAUAACGCUUGACAGUCCAAGGAAGAAGUUCCAACGAAACUCAUCCAACUCAUCCAAUUUGGAAGUAUGGUCGGAGAGUAUCAAGGAAAGGAAGCUUUAUAUUGUUCUUAUUAGCUUGCAUGGUUUGGUUCGUGGUGAAAAUAUGGAGCUUGGUCGGGAUUCUGAUACUGGUGGUCAGAUUAAAUAUGUUGUGGAACUUGCCAAGGCACUUGCUAAGAUGCCCGGUGUAUACAGGGUGGAUUUGUUCACUCGUCAAGUUUCCUCACCAGAAGUGGACUGGAGUUAUGGUGAGCCUGCAGAAAUGUUGAAUACGGGUGCUGAAGAUGGCGAUGGUGAUUUUUUGGGUGAAAGUAGCGGGGCAUAUAUCAUAAGAAUACCCUUUGGUCCUCGCGAUAAGUACCAAAGGAAAGAGCUAUUGUGGCCUCACAUUCAGGAGUUUGUAGAUGGAGCUCUAGCACACAUCCUGAAUAUGUCCAAGACUUUAAGUGAACAAAUCGGUGAUGGGCAACCCGUGUGGCCAUACGUGAUCCAUGGCCAUUAUGCUGAUGCUGGGGAUAGUGCUGCUCUUCUUUCGGGUGCUUUAAAUGUUCCGAUGGUUCUAACUGGACACUCGCUGGGUAGAAACAAGCUUGAACAGCUUCUGAAACAGGGGAGGCAAUCGAAGGAGGAUAUUAAUUCAACGUAUAAGAUCAUGCGGAGGAUAGAGGCAGAAGAGCUUUCACUCGAUGCAGCAGAACUUGUUAUCACCAGCACUAGACAAGAAAUUGAUGAACAAUGGGGGCUAUAUGACGGGUUCGAUGUAAAGCUUGAGAGAGUUUUAAGGGCUCGUGCAAGACGUGGAGUCAAUUGCCAUGGCCGUUUUAUGCCCAGAAUGGCGGUUAUUCCCCCCGGAAUGGACUUCAGCAAUGUUGUCGUUCAAGAAGAGGCAGCUGAAACGGAUGAACUUGUAGCACUUACUGGCUCAGAUGGGUCAUCCCCUAAAGCAAUGCCUACCAUAUGGUCAGAGGUGAUGCGUUUUCUUGUAAAUCCCCACAAGCCCAUGAUUCUGGCAUUAUCAAGACCAGAUCCGAAAAAGAACUUGACCACUCUACUGAAAGCAUUUGGAGAAUGUCGCCCCUUACGGGAACUUGCUAAUCUUACACUUAUAAUGGGAAACAGGGAUGAUAUAGACGAAAUGUCUGCCGGGAAUGCUAGUGUGCUCACAACGGUUCUUAAGCUAAUCGAUAAGUAUGACCUCUACGGACAAGUGGCCUUCCCGAAACAUCACAAGCAAAGUGAGGUUCCAGAAAUAUAUCACCUAGCUGCAAAAACAAAGGGGGUAUUCAUAAACCCGGCUUUCAUCGAGCCAUUUGGACUCACCCUCAUUGAGGCUGCAGCUCAUGGACUUCCCCUGGUGGCUACUAAAAAUGGCGGUCCAGUUGAUAUUAUUCGGGCACUGAACAACGGUUUGCUUGUUGAUCCUCACGAUCAGCAAGCAAUUGCUGAUGCACUUCUAAAACUAGUAUCGGAAAAGAAUCUAUGGAUGGAAUGUCGUAAAAAUGGUUGGAAGAACAUACACCUGUUUUCGUGGCCAGAACAUUGCCGCACAUACUUAACUAGGGUAGCUGCGUGUCGGAUGAGACACCCACAGUGGCAAACUGACACCCCGACAGAUGAGCUAGCUGCAGAGGAGUCCCUGAACGAUUCGCUCAAAGAUGUGGAUAUGUCGUUGAGAUUAUCAGUUGAUGGCGAAAGGACAUCACUGUAUGAAUCACUCGAUAAAGGUGCUGUGGGUUAUAACCAAGAAGAUCAGGUUAAGCGGGUUUUGAGUAAAAUUCAGAAGGCGGAUGGAGAUAGUGAGAGUCCCGAGGCUGAAAGGAAAGACAACAAUGUUCCCAGCAAUUAUCCCAUGUUGAGAAGGCGACGUAAACUGAUUGUUAUAGCACUGGACUGUUACGACAAUCAGGGACAACCGGAAAAGAAAAUGCUUCACAUCAUCCAAGAGGUGUUCAAGGCUAUCAAGAUUGACCCUCAAAUCGCGAGACUAUCAGGAUUUGCUGUAUCAACCGCGAUGCCAGUGUCGGAGCUGAGCGAGUUCCUGAAAUCAGGGAACAUCAAAGUGACCGACUUUGAUGCCUUGAUCUGUAGCAGCGGGAGCGAAGUUUAUUACCCGGGUGUCAACACUGGAGCAGACGGAAAGCCUAAACCCGACCCUGAUUAUGCCUCGCAUAUUGAAUAUCGCUGGGGUAGCGAUGGGUUAAAGAACGCUAUUUGGAAACUGAUGAAUGCUGGAGAAGGGGAAGGUGGGAAAUCUAGAUCGUCCCCUAUCGAAGAAGAUGUGAAAUCCAGCAAUAUGUAUUGCUUGUCUUACUUGAUAAAGGAUCUUAGCAAGGCAAAGAAAGUCGACGACAUGAGGCAGAAGCUGAGAAUGAGGGGACUCCGCUGCCAUCCAAUGUACUGUCGGAAUUCCACAAGAAUGCAAGUCAUCCCUCUGCUUGCAUCUCGAUCUCAGGCGCUUAGGUACCUGUUUGUGCGUUGGAGAUUGAACGUGACGAACAUGUACGUUGUUCUUGGUGAAACGGGAGACACAGACUACGAGGAGUUGAUAGCGGGGACACACAAAACCUUGAUCAUGAAAGGGGCGGUGGAGAAAGGGUCCGAGGAGCUACUAAGAACCUCGGGGAGCUACCUGAGAGAAGACACCGUACCCCAAGAGAGCUCCCUCGUUGCUCGCAUAAGCGGGGAUGCAAGAGCAGACGAGAUUGUUAAUGCAUUAAGACAAGUGUCUAGGGGAUAGCCGGCUAGCCCGCCCAGGGCCAUCAUCAAAAGGGCUCUUGUGUUCGACUUUGACGUUGAAUGAAAUGCAUGAAUGAAUGUUAAAAUUCAAAUUGGGUGCUUAGGAUAACGCCUGCAGUUAUAAAUGAGUGCAGUGGUUCUUGAUGAUUAGCUUGAGAUCUGCGUAGCAUCCACCAACUGUACUACUGUAGAUAGCACAUACAAAACAACUGCAUGCAAGUAUAGUCUAUCUCUCAAAACAAAUACAAAUACAAAUGCAGUUUGAUCGAAUUUAUGCAA
This is a messenger RNA of Ipomoea triloba (trilobed morning glory), 3606 nucleotides long. Its product is annotated as probable sucrose-phosphate synthase 2. The transcript is spliced from 12 exons. Gene Ontology annotation, biological process: sucrose metabolic process. The coding region runs from base 143 to 3328 and encodes 1061 amino acids. Gene Ontology annotation, molecular function: sucrose-phosphate synthase activity; sucrose synthase activity. The record is from RefSeq and is a predicted model, not a curated record. Lineage: Eukaryota; Viridiplantae; Streptophyta; Magnoliopsida; Solanales; Convolvulaceae.